Molecule: messenger RNA, 3270 nt
Organism: Musa acuminata AAA Group (dessert banana)
Lineage: Eukaryota; Viridiplantae; Streptophyta; Magnoliopsida; Zingiberales; Musaceae
Product: pentatricopeptide repeat-containing protein At4g15720-like
Exons: 2
Coding region: 61-1818 (585 amino acids)
Biological process (GO): RNA modification
Cellular component (GO): intracellular membrane-bounded organelle
Molecular function (GO): RNA binding; zinc ion binding; protein binding
Source: RefSeq, a predicted model, not a curated record
UUCCCUCUCUUUAAUGGCACAUUGUGGCCGCCGAGGUGGAGAACAGUUUGGUGAGAGCUGAUGUUGUUGGACUCCGCCAUCAUUUGCCGCCUACGGGGCUCCUCUGAUCUGCUCACCGUUGCCGCCUCCCACGCCGCGCUCCUCAAGUCGGGCGCCCGCACUGUCUCCGUCUUCAACCAUCUCAUCAACGCCUACGUGCGACGCGAGGCCGUCCCUGACGCACACAAGCUGUUCGACGAAAUGACCGUGCCCGACGUGGUAUCCUGGACCUCCUUGAUGGCCGGCUAUGUCCACGUCGCCAGGCCCGAUGACGCCUUAUCUCUGUUCCAUUACAUGCUGAACUGUGAGGCCCAGCCAAAUCCUUUCACUUAUGCGACGGCCAUCAAUGCCUGCUCUCGCCUUGCUGACCUCGCAUUGGGUCGGACGAUCCAUGCCCGGAUGGAGACCUGCGGCGUCCGAUCGGACGUCGUCGUCUCCUCUGCUCUCCUCGACAUGUAUGGCAAAUCCAACGAAGUCGACGAUGCCCGUAAGAUCUUCGAUGACAUGAUCGAAAGGAACGUGGUUUCUUGGGGUUCAAUGAUUUCAGCCUACGCUCAGAAUGCCCGCGGCCAUGAGGCACUUGCUCUUUUCGGGGAAUUCCUUCAAGCGAGCUCUUCAAUGAGCUUGGUUCCGAAUCACUUCAUGUUCUCCAGUGUCGUCAAUGCUUGUGCUAGCGUGGGAAGACUAGGCUUGGGGAGAUCGUCACAUGCAUCAAUCGUUUGCCGUGGAUAUGAUUCCAAUGAGGUUGUUGCGGGCGCAUUAAUCGACAUGUAUUCAAAAUGUGGAUCCAUUGACUAUGCAAGAAAGGUGUUCGAUCAUAUUGAGUGUCCUUCUUUAGUCCCAUACACCUCCAUGAUCAUAGCAGCAGCAAAGUAUGGACUUGGGAACCAGUCACUGGAACUGUUCGAUGAGAUGAUUGCUCAGGGAGUGAAGCCUAAUAGCAUCACCCUCCUUGGCGUCCUCCAUGCUUGUAAUCACUGUGGCCUCGUGGACAUUGGCCUCCUGCACCUGAAUUCAAUGAGAGACAGACAUGGCAUUGCACCGAGCAUGAGACACUAUACCAGUGUGGUCGACAUGCUUGCCCGUGCAGGUCGUCUUGAUGAAGCCCACGAGCUCUCCAAACAAGUUAAGGCUGAAGGUGAUGAUGCUCUGAUGAUAUGGAGUUCCCUGCUCUCGGCUUGCAGGACAUUCCAGCGGUUGGACAUUGCAGCUGAGGCAGGGAAGAAGCUUGCAGAGUUCAACCGAGACGUGGCUGGUGCAUAUGUGGCAAUGUCGAAUGCCUAUGUGGCAGUUGGGCAGUUGGAGAGUGCGACGAGGAUUUGGGCCGAGAUGAGCAGGCGGGGGAUCAAGAAGGAGCCUGCUUGCAGUUGGGUUGAGCUCAAGGAUGUAGCUUAUGUGUUCUACACUGGGGAGGUUUCAUCAGCUGGUCCAAGACAGGUGGAGUUGAUGGAGUUGUUGAAGGAGUUGGAGAGAAGGAUGAGGGAGAGGGGAUAUGUUGGUGGAGGGAAUGGGUGGGGGUUGGAUGGUGUGGAGGAGGGAGAGGAAGGAAAGGGAGUGAUGGUUGGAGUGCACAGUGAGAGGCUGGCUUUGGGGUUUGGGCUUAUAAGCACACCUAAAGGGAUUACCAUCAGGGUGAUGAAGAACUUGAGGAUGUGUAAGGACUGUCAUGAGGCAUUUAAGUUGAUCAGUGACAUUGUUGAGAGGGAGCUUGUGGUGAGGGACUUAAAUAGGUUUCAUCAAUUCAAGAAUGGGUCUUGCACCUGCAGAGAUUACUGGUGAUUGUAUCAUUAUCUACACAAAAGCAUGACAUGCUACCAGUCUACUAUCUGGAUGCCUCUUGAGGACCUUAAUGGCUGGGGUUUCUGUAAGAAAUGGAAUUAAGGAGAGAAAGGGAACAGAGUGAUGGUUGGAGUGCAUGGUGAGAGGAAAAGGAAUGACCAUCAGGGUGAUGAAUAACUUGAGGCUGUUAGGGACUGUCAUCAGGCAUUUAAGCUGAUCAGUGACAUUGUUAAGAGGGAGCUUAAGUGGACUUGAAUGGAUUUCAUUCACCUGUUCAAGGAUGGGUCUGGCACCUGCAGAGAUUGCUAACGAUUGUACCAGUAUCAACACAAAAACCCUAUUUACUAUGUGUUGGUUGCACCAGCACUUGAAUACGUCUGGCAUGCAAGACAAUGUGAUCAGUCUGCUAUCUGGAUGCCUAUUAAGGGUCUUAUUGGCUGGGUUUCUACAAAAUGGAAUUGUGAGGAUCAUCAAGGUGUUCACCUAUCAUUUCUGAUCCUAUUCUUCCAUGUGAAAUCCUAAAUGAGGAUAAUUCAGCUGAGUGCAGCUGUAUGAAUAGUUGCUGAUAAUAUGGUGAAGUGUCACUAAGAUUGCUUCUUUUGUUAUCUAGGUGAUAAAGCUUGAGGCGUGAUAACAGUGUCUCUGUUUACAAGGAUAAGACUGCAUGUAUCGAUCCUUUCCAGAUCUCACAUUGACAGGAGUCUUGUUCAUUGGUCUACACUUUUGUGAUGGUGAAGGAUAUAGAUUAAGAUGAUUCAUAAUGGACAUAAGAGAGAAAGAAAGCGAGAGGGGAAAGCAAGCAUGUAGGAUGAACUGACAAGGAUAGAGACAGUAACUGCAUUGAAAAUUAAGUCGUAUCAGCUGAAUGGAGGUUGCUUUGUCAGCAUUUCGUUCUCAGAAUUUGUUGAUACAAAGGAGCAUAUCCUCUAUUAUCCCUAUUGUCAUGAUUUUUUGUGCACCAGGUAAAUUUUAUAAAAUUAGAAUUGAUCAUUACCAUAGGGCAGCACUAAAUUUUCAUGAAGCAACCGCAUGAACUUUUAACACAAAUACUAGCAGAUGGCUUUUUUUGGAUAGAACCUCAGGGUUCUCUUUUUUCUGUAUGGCUGAUGAGAAACAAACAUAAAUACUAGCAGCGAAGCAUCAUCUUUAAUGAAGAUGUUGACAGCAAAGGAGUAUAGCAUCAAGGUGGCAUUAAGUUCUGAAGUCAUUGGCAGGCUGAAAUCUUAAAGAUGAGCAAACAUGGAGAAUUAUUUGCAUCACUGAGAUAUUAUAUUGGUAAUAUUACAUAUCUAUAAGCUGCAGUACAUCAGAAGCCUAAGUUUACUGGAUAGUUGAUGCACCUAACUACAUCCUCCUAUACUGCCUUUCCAAAUUGAUAGCUUGUGAGUGGACUAAAACCAUUGAUUAAUGGGAGAAUCAACUGAUCAGCCAUGCUCUGCUGAUCUUGGCAUC